This is a messenger RNA of Megalops cyprinoides (Indo-Pacific tarpon), 893 nucleotides long. RefSeq lists its product as uncharacterized. Bases 1 to 774 code for a protein of 257 amino acids. NCBI's taxonomy places the organism in Eukaryota, Metazoa, Chordata, Actinopteri, Elopiformes, Megalopidae. The record is from RefSeq and is a predicted model, not a curated record. The transcript is spliced from 5 exons.
AUGUCUGCAUCCAGGUACGUGAGGAGGGUUGGUGUGCAGUUCUCAGCCUCUGUUCUUCAGUGCAACUUCCAAUGCUCGGACAGGCCUCUAGCCAAGGCUCUGAGUGACAUCCAGCGGGUUGAGUGGCUGCUGCUGCUGCUGGCGGUUGCCUGCGUGACCGCAGUGAUCGUGGUGGCGCUGGCGGGAAAUAUCAUGCUGACAGUUUAUCAGAGGAGGUGCCCAAAAAACUGGGGAAGCUACCAUCCAGUUCAACACAGCGCAGCGGUCUGUCCCCCGGCUGCCGUCACGCUCCUCCAUGUGGCGGAUGACAGCGGCCAAGCCUGCCAGGCCAGGGACCUGGAGAAAUUCCUCCUCAGUGUGGGAGUGCCAGUAAAACUUUUCGACUUAGGUGAAGCAUGGGAAAAGGAGGCACUCCCAGCGGAGCCACACAAUGCUCUGGCUGUCCUCCUUUGGUCAAAAGGAUGUAACCAACACCUGGGCAGGCUCGUUGGAGGCCAACGCGGGGUAGCUCGUCCUCAGAUGGAACGCCAGGCCUCAGCGACAGUGAAGGUGGACGUUGUCACGUACGACAGCCUGACCACUGCCGCCGGCGAAGUGCCUUCCUGGCUUACCGCCGUGCCUCUGAGGCAACUGAGGGAACUUUUCACCCAGACUCAUAACCCGGCCUACACGACCCCACAAGCCUGGCCUCCCUCAUCUGGGUGUUUAGGCCUGCAGAGCCAGAUCCAAAGCGCUCUCCAGUUUAAAAGCUGUGAGAAAGUAAAUCUACUGUGAGAUUUUAUGAAUAUGUGCAAGCAAGAAUGCAGCAAUACGAAUUUCAAGAAGGGGAAGGGGAAAGUUCUCAUUGUGUCAUAUCUAUAUUUGUAGUAGCUGUUUCACUGAAUUAUACACAU